Dovyalis caffra is the source of this 285-nucleotide messenger RNA. The record is from the annotation of a GenBank genome assembly. Lineage: Eukaryota; Viridiplantae; Streptophyta; Magnoliopsida; Malpighiales; Salicaceae.
AUGAAAGCAAAUGGACAUGUUGCUCAGAACCAAGUUUUGACCCAACAAGCCAUGAAGAAUCAAAGUCAUAUGAAGUAUAGAAGUAAUCGGACCAAGCACGCCAUUUACGGGGUCUUGUCGGGACUUUCGACGGAUGUCAUUUUUCUUAAGCUUAUGAUGAGAGAUUCUGAACUGUUCGUUGUCUCAGCCCACAUUAUUCUUGCCACGUCCAACUUCAACGACCAAAGGGGUUCAACUCAUCACACAAAUGAUGCAUUGGAACGCAUUCAAGCUGGCAUGGCCUAG